This is a messenger RNA of Prinia subflava (tawny-flanked prinia), 2030 nucleotides long. RefSeq names its product thioredoxin interacting protein (gene TXNIP). Bases 182 to 1441 code for a protein of 419 amino acids. Gene Ontology annotation, cellular component: cytoplasm. Gene Ontology annotation, biological process: protein transport. Gene Ontology annotation, molecular function: ubiquitin protein ligase binding. The transcript is spliced from 7 exons. The record is from RefSeq and is a predicted model, not a curated record. NCBI's taxonomy places the organism in Eukaryota, Metazoa, Chordata, Aves, Passeriformes, Cisticolidae.
GCGGCACCCGCAGAGCGCUGAGGUUCCGGAGAAGAGCGAGGUGUGGAGGCUUCUCUGUGGCUCAAAAGAAAGCGUUCGGUCGCUUUUCUGCCCCGGACUUGCCUGGCCGGGCGGCUUUUGUUGCUCCACGGUGAUAAAGCCCCUCGGCCGUUGUUUUGUGCGUCCCCUCGCUGCCCCAGCCAUGGUGAUGUUCAAGAAGGUGAAGAGCUUCGUGGUGGCCUUCAGCGAGCCCGACAAGAUCUAUUGCAGCGGGGACAAGGUGGCUGGGCGUGUGCUGGUGGAAGUGGCCGAGGUGACCCGUGUCAGUGCCGUCAAGGUGUUGGCAUGCGGCGUGGCCAGGGUGACCUGGGCCAAGGGCCCGGCGCAGUGCCGGCAGGAGAUGGAAUACCUGCGCUUCGAGGACGUGCUGGCACUUGAGGAGCAGCCCACGGAUGAGGACGGCUCCGUCAUCCUGAGACCUGGGAACAAGUAUGAGUACAAGUUUGGCUUCGAGCUGCCCCAGGGGCCGGUGGGCACCACGUUCAAGGGGAAGUAUGGCUCCGUGGAUUACUGGGUGAAGGCAUCUCUGGAGCGUCCGGCCUGCCCCACACAGCAUGUCAAAAAACGCUUCGAGGUGAUGGAUCCUGUGGAUGUGAACACUCCGGAAUUGCUGUCUCCAGUUGCAGCCAAGAAAGAGAAGAAAGUGUCGUGUAUGUUCAUCCCAGACGGACGCGUGUCCGUCAGCGCGCAGAUUGACAGGAAGGGCUUCUGUGAAGGCGACGAGAUCUGCAUCAAUGCGGACUUCGAGAACACCUGCUCGCGCAUCGUGGUGCCCAAGGCAGCCAUCGUGGCCAAGCACACGUACCUGGCUAAUGGCCAGACCAAGGUCUUCUCGCAGAAACUCUCCUGCGUUCGUGGCAAUCACAUCAUCUCUGGCACCUCGGAAUCCUGGCGUGGCAAAACCAUCCGUGUGCGAAAGCUCAAACCCUCAAUCCUAGGCUGCAACAUUCUGCGUGUGGAGUAUUUCCUGCAGAUCUACGUCAGCGUCCCAGGCUCCAAGAAGAUCAUCCUGGAGCUGCCGCUGGUCAUUGGGAGUCGCUCGGGCAUCGGGAGCCGCAGCUCCAGCAUGGCCAGCCAGACGAGUUCUGAGAUGAGCUGGGUGGACCUGAACCUCCCAGAUGCUCCAGAGGCCCCCCCGUGCUACUUGGACAUUGUUCCUGAGGAUCACCGGCUGGAAAGCCCCACCACGCCACUCCUGGACGAUCCCGAUGGAUUCGACAGCCCCAUCUUUAUGUACGCACCAGAGUUCAAGUUCAUGCCACCCCCCACCUACACGGAGGUGAGCGUGGCACCAGCACGGGAUGGGCCGGGCGGAUCCGGGACCGCCUGCCCGGAUCCCUCACCCGCUGCCUGCCCCGUGGCCCAGGUGGAUCCCUGCAUUGCCAACAACAAUGUCCAGUGAGCACCACGCCCCGCGGUCACUGCCACUGCUCUGGACUUGGCUCCAUGUGCCACCCGUCUGCAGCACAUCUGGGCCCACACUCCUGGAGGGGAAAUGCUCCUGAGGAGCUGCUGCAUUCCCGAGGAACAGCCAUUCCAGGGCCAUCCCAGGCACCUGAACCCUGCGGAAAACCCCGGCGCUCUGAGCCGGCAGAGAACCCUCAAGGACUGGGGGGGGACAAGGUGGAUCCAGCUGGAAAAUAGCUGGAAAACCUUGGCUGUUGUGGCUGUCGGGACACACUGCCUGUCCUUGCCCUGUCGUGACAUGUGGUGACAGGCAAGGAAGUCCUGGUUUUAACUAAUUCCAUUCUAAUUCUGUGACUCUGGGUGCUGCUCUGGCUGACCUGCACUCCUGCCAAGGGAGGAGGGGAACACUGUGACAUCAUGAAUCCCUCCUGUCCUGACACAAACCCGUUACCACGACCAGCCCGUUUUGUACUCUUCGGUUUUGUACAUAGUCUUGGGGGGGUGGGGAAAAGCACAAAAAUGCAAAUUUUGUACCUUUUUGUGGCCCCUGGGGGGCAAAAUUUGUAAUAAAUGAAUGAAAUGGU